Molecule: messenger RNA, 1617 nt
Organism: Plasmodium vinckei vinckei
Lineage: Eukaryota; Apicomplexa; Aconoidasida; Haemosporida; Plasmodiidae
Product: PIR protein CIR protein
Exons: 3
Coding region: 1-1617 (538 amino acids)
Source: RefSeq, a predicted model, not a curated record
AUGGACAAAAAUGUGUGCAAUUUAUUUAUUAAAGUUGAUGAGCUUUUCAUCAAGGAGAAGGUCAAAGAAAAUGAAUUUAAUAAAUCGUAUACAAAUUUUUGUCAUAAAGGAGUAUGCAGCACAAAUUAUGAUAGAAUUGGUGCCUUAUGCGAAUAUUUACUUACGGAAUUGCAAAAAUUUAAUAAAAAACCAAAGGAGAGUAAAGAUAAUGCUAAUCAGAAUUAUGAAUUCGUUUUUAUGUGGUUAGCUAACAAAUUUCUUAAUAUAACUCAUGACAUUUCCUACAGUAUAAAUGAUUACUAUGAGGAGUUUUUAGUUAAUCAUAAAGAUAAUUUUAAUUAUUGGAACGAAUUGGAUAGUAAAAAAUAUUUGAAGGGUAGUAAUCUUUCUGUUAUGUCUGCAUUUUAUUAUUUAUUUAUGAAUAUAUGUAAUGCAAUGGUGAAAAAUAGUAUAUCCAAUUUUGAUAUAAAAAAGUUUAAGACGUAUGAUUUUGAAUAUUAUAAAAGCUAUAAUUUAAUUAACGAUGAGAAAAAUAAAUGUUAUCCAUACAUUCAAUUAUUGACUGAUUUAAAAACAAAAUAUGAUGAAUAUAGAAACUUAGCUAUUAAGGAAGUUUUAAAAAAAGAUAAUUACAAUUUAACUUUUUUGCCAAUAGGUAAUGAUGAUAGUCAGAAAGAUUUGUUAUUUCAAAGUAAUGGGUGUAUAAAAUUGCAUGAAUUUUUUGGACAACCUCGCCAAAAACCUAAACCAAAAAUCCCACCAGAUGGCUCAGAAACUAAAAAGGAAAGCCAGCCAUCAAAUAUUGGUGAAGAAUUAAAUUUUGAGAAAAUUAAAGAUUAUUCUGUACAAAUUUUCGAUAAAUAUAGUCCACAAUUUAUUCAUACCGCUACUAGUAUUGAGAAUCACAUACGUGAUAUGGUAAGAUAUAAUUUUAUUAAUAUUGUUGGUAUAGGUUCCAAAUAUAUAAAAGCUAUAGAAAAUGUAAAAUUGCCAAAAUUUCAGAUUCUAGGACCAAAUAAUAAAGAAAAAGAAUCUGAAAAAUCAAAAAAAGAAAAAGUAGAACCUCCAACACCACCACAAACUACUGGGGGAACCACAUUAUGUUCGGAUAAUAUAUUAUCAAAAGUAUUGAAUGUCCCAGGAUGUAAUUUAAUUGGAUUAAAUACAAAUAUAACAAGAUUGUUGUCAUUUAAAUUUGAAGGAAAUCAAGUAGCUAUUAUAGCUCUCACAGUUGUUUCAAUAACUAUUGUUUUAGCAAUUGUGUAUUGGUAUUUAUAUUAUGGAUGUGGAAAACCCAUGAAGAAGAAAAAAAUGGGAAACAAAAUUAUAAAUUUAGUUGAUGAAAAAGGAAGGGCAAAGAGAAUUAUAAGCCCAAUUGAUCGGAAAAGGGGUGUAAAAACAAAUAUAGAUUCAGAUUAUGAAGAAAAAACAACAAUAGUUAUUAUAAAUCCAUAUGAUGAAAAAAAUAUAUCAAUACAAAGAAUAAAACCUCCCUCUCUCAAAAUAACAUUAUUAAAUACAUACAAACAUAUAUAUGUUAAUCCUUCUCCAUUUAUUAACUUAUUUUUUUUGUUAAUUUUUUUUGUCUAUAAAAGAAAACGAGAUACCAUAGAAUGA